Messenger RNA from Habropoda laboriosa, 1389 nucleotides. Its product is annotated as DDB1- and CUL4-associated factor 13. Gene Ontology annotation, molecular function: protein binding. The transcript has 7 exons. NCBI's taxonomy places the organism in Eukaryota, Metazoa, Arthropoda, Insecta, Hymenoptera, Apidae. Gene Ontology annotation, cellular component: small-subunit processome; nucleolus. Gene Ontology annotation, biological process: maturation of SSU-rRNA from tricistronic rRNA transcript (SSU-rRNA, 5.8S rRNA, LSU-rRNA). The coding region runs from base 22 to 1389 and encodes 455 amino acids. The record is from RefSeq and is a predicted model, not a curated record.
ACGUAUGAAAUUGUGUUAUGUAUGAACUUAUAUUUUAUUAAAGUUUACAAAAUGAAAGUGAAAAUUCUGACAAGAAAUCCUGAUGAAUAUUUAAGGGAAACGAAACGUGAUAUUUAUAAAGUUCCCAGGAAUUAUAAUCCAGUAUUACAUCCAUUUGAAGCAGCAAGAGAAUAUACUAGGGCUUUAAAUGCAGUAAAAUUAGAGAGAGUAUUUGCAAAACCGUUUAUAGGUUCUUUGGAAGGACAUAAAGAUGGAGUGUCUUGUUUGGUUAAACAUCCUUCACAGUUGUCUCUAGUUCUCAGUGGAGCUUUCGAUGGGGAAAUAAGAUUAUGGAAUCUUAUACAAAAAACUUGUGAACGUAGCUUUCUGGCACAUGAUGGCAUAGUACGAGGAGCUGCAUUUGAUGUAAAUACUGCACGUUUUAUUACUGUUGGUGAUGAUAAAACUAUUAAAAUAUGGAAAACAGAAAAGCCAUCGCUUGGUGAAGAAGAAGAACCUAUAAAUACAAUCAUUAGUAAAACUAUAAUAACUGGAAUCUCUCAUCAUCGAAGUCAAUCAGUAUUUGCAACAUGUGGUGAAGUAUGCUAUUUAUGGGAAGAAACCAGAAAUGAACCAAUUCAGACAUUCAAAUGGGGUGUAGAUAGUUUGUAUGAUAUUAAAUAUAAUCCUGUUCAAACGAAUUUAUUUGCUGCUUGUGCUAGUGAUCGUAGUAUAAUUUUAUAUGAUGCAAGAGAAACAGGUCCUUUGCGAAAAGUACUUAUGAAGUUAAGGUCUAAUAAACUAUCUUGGAAUCCCAUGGAAGCAAUAACUUUCACAUGUGCCAAUGAAGAUUACAACUUGUAUACUUAUGACAUUCGCCAAUUGAAAAUACCUGUAAAUGUGCACAUGGAUCAUGUAGAAGCUGUAACAGAUGUGGAUUACUCACCAACUGGUAAAGAAUUUGUGUCUGGUAGCUAUGAUAAAUCUGUUCGUAUUUUUGAGACAAAUAAACGUCAUUCUCGAGAAGUUUAUCAUACGAAACGUAUGCAAAGAUUAACGUGCAUAGGAUGGUCUCUUGAUAAUAAAUAUAUUAUUAGCGGUAGUGACGAAAUGAAUAUUCGCAUUUGGAAAGCAAGGGCAUCAGAAAAGCUGGGUGUGUUGAAACCUAGAGAAAGGGCAGCGUUACGUUAUAGUGAUGCUUUGAAAGAAAAGUUUGCUGCACAUCCUCAAGUAAGACGAAUUGCUCGGCACAGACAGGUUCCGAAAUAUAUUUAUAAUGCAAGAGCUGAAUUACGUAUGAUUCAAGAGAAAAGUAAACGAAAGGAGGCUAACAUGCGUGCUCAUUCUAAAAAAGGAGCAGUACCUUUUGUUACGGAAAAAGAAAAACACGUUGUACGAGAGGAAGCAUAA